UCUCUUUUCCUACUUCUCCCCUACACCCCCCCGCUGGUGACGUCAGCGGAGGCUCCACCGGCGACUUCCUGGUCAGACACAGAGAGACAGCUGUGAGCAGGGAGAGACGGCUUGGGACAGUGCUACUUAGGUUCUGUGGGGUGAAACAGUAUGAUAAAGAGACGCCGGUGACCCAGGAAGUGCGCAAGAAAUAGCCAGGCAAACUGAGUAAGACUGUGAGUGUGACAAGAAGUCGGACAGGUUCGGUAGUGGGUGCGACUGUAGCAGGUAGCCUGGUGGGAUAAGUGCUGAGAGAGGCGGGCUCAGUGACUUUCUAGUACUGUACAGCUGGGGCCACAGAGCUAACAACUUGCCUGGCAGCGGUACAACUUGAGAUAGGGAAAAGUAACACGGAGACUGACUGCGGGACAUGCAUAGUAAGCACAACGUGACAUUCACAUACAGCACUUAUAGGGUGUCCCUCAUGUGUAUACUGGGACAGGCACUGACAGACAUGUGAGACAUCCCCUCAGCAGUAAUUGGGACCGAGAUGAGCUGAGUAUGGACUCCAGGACCAGGGAAAAGCCCGAAAGAACUUUUGAUCUGGUGAUUAAAGUCGAGUGUCCAUCCUCUGAAAAUGAAGACCCAGUCUUGCUGUGGAAGUUCCCGGAGGAUUUCUCUGACCAGGAUCUUCUAUGCAUGGUGCCAAAGUUUUGCUUUCCUUUUGCCAUCGAAAGGGUGACUCAGUCUCAGAUUGGACAGCAUUUUACCUUUGUUCUUACUGAUAUAGAAAGUAAGCAGAGGUUUGGAUUUUGCCGGCUGACAUCAGGAGGUAAAAUCUGCUUAUGCAUCCUAAGUUAUCUUCCUUGGUUUGAAAUUUACUACAAACUGUUAAAUACGUUGGCUGACUACCUAGUGAAAGAACAGGAGAAUGACCUGAAUGAUAUGUUAAAAUCCUGGUACAAUCAUCCAGUUCCUGAAGCACAUACACCUGUCAGCCUGAGCCUGAACCAACAGCUGUUUAUUUCAAGUGAACCUGCUUUAAUAAAGCAGCCUUCUCCCUUGCUGCACUCGUAUUUCAUUACUCCUGACGUAACUGGACUGCCGACAAUCCCAGAAAGUAGGAACCUGACAGAAUAUUUUGUGGCGGUGGAUGUAAAUAAUAUGCUUCAGAUCUAUGCAAGUAUGCUCCAUGAACGCCGAAUCAUUUUUACCUCAAGAAAAUUAAGCACUCUUACAGCCUGUGUUCAUGCCUCAGCAUCUCUUCUAUAUCCAAUGUAUUGGCAACACAUAUACAUCCCCGUCCUUCCCCCACACCUCCUUGACUACUGUUGUGCACCCAUGCCUUAUCUUAUUGGAGUUCAUCUAAGUCUCAUGGAGAGGGUAAAAAGCCGCUCACUGGAUGAUGUUGUCAUUCUAAAUGUAGAUAACAACUCACUAGAAACGCCAUUCAAUGAUCUCUGCUUACUUCCAAGUGACGUGGUUGCAACUUUGAAAAGCAAAUUGAAGAAACAGUCAACAUCCACAGGAGAUGGGGUGUCCAGAGCCUUCCUAAGAGCCCAGGCUUCCUUGUUUGGGUCAUAUAGAGAUGCUCUCCGAUAUAAACCUGGUGAGCCUGUCACAUUCUGUGAGGAAAGCUUUGUAUGCCACCGUUCCAACACCAUGAAGCUAUUUUUAGAGACAGCUGUUAACCUACAACUUUUCAAACAGUUUAUUGACAGCCGACUAGAGAAGCUCAACUCUGGACGAGGGUUUACAGACCUAUUUGAAGAGGAAAUUACUUCAGGAAAUUCUAGUUCAUACCAACAAUGGGUGCACACAAUGAAGAAGGGAGGCUCUCUGAUUAACACUGCAGUGAUAAAAGCCAGCCCAGCUAUGAAGAGCGCCUAUAAGUUUGCUAAAAAUCAGGCAAAGCAGGGUAUCAAGGAGGUGAAGAGCAAACUUAAGCACAAGGACAUUGAGGAAGAAGAUUCAGAAUAUAAUUUACAGUGUACACACUCCAACACGUUCCCAUUAAACCACUCACACCGACAAAGUGGUCAAAGAAGAAAAUUAUCACAGACACGAACAAACAGGCCCCUGACCCACUUGGGUAACCAUAGCUCAGUCCAGGAGGACGCUGAUCUCGGGGAUAGUGCCAGCAAGUUGUCUUCAGAAGACAGCGAAGAAGCUUCUGGAUAUUUUGAUGAUAGUGAUACUUCAUAUGAUGAUGUGAGCUUGUCUUCCCGGCCAGGGGGAGAAAUGGACCUUCUUGGGGAAAUAUUGGACUCACUAAGCACUCACAGCUCAGAUCCAGGGGCUGGGCGUCUAACAGCUGCUAAGAGCCUGGAUUUCUUUCGUUCUGCAGAAGAUUUGGACUAUAAAGUUCUGAACAAGACAUGUCCCCCCACUGAAACCAACCCGAGUCCCAUGUGCCUGGAUUCCCGGAAUGAAUGGAAUCUGGGGCAGGAUGACAGUGUGCUAUACAGGAAGCAUCUCCCUCCCUCUCCCCGCAAGCGAAGUCAGGAUGAACAGACGUGUCAAGGCAACGAUCGUCGCAAGUCAGAAUUUCCAACAAUCAUCCUCACUGAUACCACUGCAGCUGGGAACACUGUACGUCCCACUUCUCUGCUUUAUACUUGGAAUAUGGGAAGUGAAGGCAGAGCUAGUAACAAUUUCAGGGAGAAUUCCCAGAGAAGCUCUACUAUGCAAGUGCCAUGGGAGAAGGAGGAGGUGGAUAUGCUCUCCCCACAGAGCACAGAUAAUCCCCCUUGAAUUUAGAGCCACUUUCAUCUAAAGCUUUACUCAAACAUUCCCUUGGGGCUCAGUGUUUCAUCUAACAUUAUUGACUUCUUAGAAAUGGUCCUGAGUUCGCCUGGAUUUGUUCUUUUGAAUAGUGAUCCAGUUGCACUAACAAAAUGUAAGGUUAAAAUAUCACAAGACUAGUUAUAUGCCAGCCUGAGGACAAACAGGGCCUAAGUGCAGGAAGCUUAUGUGCAGUCCUUUCCCCUGCUUGAGUGCUUCCAUGACACAAAAAACUGUUUUCACAACGUUCAUCUGCCAAGAGCUAACUGAUUCAAUUAACUAGUCUGCAACAAAAAAUGUAACUUAAUUUUCAGGGGAUGAUAUGGAAAUAUGCAAGUGGUUGGGCUGAAACCUUCAUCAGGUCUGUACGUUAAAAAACUAGCAUAAGGUUCUCCGCCCACUGAUGGUGGCAAUGAAUCAACGGUACAACUAUGCUAAAUGACCACCUGAAGAAGUGGAGCAGGGAGCACUGCAGGGGGCAAAGCAAGGGGGGUGACAGGGGUGGCCAAAAUUGAAUUUGUGUCUUUGUCUAUUGAAAAAUUCUGAAUAUAUUAUAGAUUUAAUGUAGUGUUUCCAUGACCUUUGCUAAUACAGGUAUGGGAUCCAUUAUGUGGGAACCUGUUAUCCAGAAAGUUCUGAAUUACAGAAAGGCCUUCUUUAAUAGACUUCUUUAAAGCAAAUAAUUCUAAUUUUUAAAACCGUACCUUCAACCUUGAUCUCACUUAAGA
Molecule: messenger RNA, 3491 nt
Organism: Xenopus tropicalis (tropical clawed frog)
Lineage: Eukaryota; Metazoa; Chordata; Amphibia; Anura; Pipidae
Gene: dennd1b
Product: DENN/MADD domain containing 1B
Exons: 23
Coding region: 541-2733 (730 amino acids)
Cellular component (GO): clathrin-coated vesicle
Molecular function (GO): guanyl-nucleotide exchange factor activity
Source: RefSeq, a predicted model, not a curated record